This is a messenger RNA of Dovyalis caffra, 175 nucleotides long. Lineage: Eukaryota; Viridiplantae; Streptophyta; Magnoliopsida; Malpighiales; Salicaceae. The record is from the annotation of a GenBank genome assembly.
UUUAUUGAUCUAAUCCAACGUUUGGGAGUGGCUUAUCAUUUUGAAAGUGAGAUCGAUGAAAUGUUGCAUCAAUUUUAUGAUCGAAGUGAUGAUCAAGACAUAGAUGUUCAUGACCUUCAAAUGGUCGCUCUCCGAUUUCGAUUGCUUAGACAGCAAGGACAUAAUAUUUCAAGUG